AUGGCACUAAGAAUAUUAAGCUCACGAAUAGUGCGCCAAACAGGCGUAUCGCUCUUCAAAGUGGAACAAGUUAUCGAUUUUGGAAUGCAUAACUUCAAACAGUUUAUUCUUAGUAAAUCCCAUUGGAAUCCAACCACCAACGCAUCUGUAAGCUUGCACCACGCGCAAUCAGGCUCGUGGAAAGCAGCCAGUGCCAGCGAGCCGCAUUUAGUUGACUCUAACCGGGGCUCUAAGAUAGUGGCAUCUUAUCAGCCGGAGGCUACGCGAGAGCGACAUCACCUCAUAGUUGAAUCAGCUGAUGAACAACGGUUUGAAUUCCCACUGAUUUGGCUACGCGAUAACUGCCAGUGUGCGGAAUGCUUUCAUCCGAAAUCCUACAGUCGCAUCCUGAACUGGGAGUUGUUCAAAGUGGAUGCAGUAGCACAGCUGCGAGAGAUUGUUUUGACCGAGAAUGGAAACAAACUGGAGAUCAUUUGGAGUGAUGGUCAUCGAUCACAGUAUGGAAGUGAGUGGUUGCUGAAAAGAAGUUUCGAUAACGACAGCAAACAAGAAUAUCUGAAUGAGUGGUACAGACCCCGACCAACGCUGUGGAAUAAGCACAGGUUUGGGGAGAUUUUGGAGAACUUCGAGUUCAAGGAUGUGAUUAAUAGUGAUGAGGCGUUGCUGGCGUGGAUCGAAUGUUUGAUAAAGUAUGGAGUUGUAAUGAUUCGAAAUACACCACUGGCGGAGACCGAAGCCAGGAAGUUGGUGGAACGGGUGGGAUUUAUUCGGAAAACUCACUAUGGUGAGGAAUACAUCAUCAAAGCCAAAGAGGGAACCAGUAACGUGGCCUAUCUGUCGGCACCGCUGCAGAUGCAUACCGAUUUACCGUACUACGACUACCUCCCGGGCUGUAACCUGCUGCACUGCUUGGUCCAAUCGGAGUCCCAAGGAGGACGUAAUCUACUCUGCGACGCAUUUUACGUUGCAGAGUUAAUGCGCGAAAAGCAUCCAAAAGAAUUUAAAAUUUUGAGUGAAACACUGGUCAACUGGACCGAUGUCGGUGAGGAUGAGGGUAGGGAGUUUCAUAGCAUUUAUCGAGCGCCGGUAAUUUGCAUCGGACGAGAUGGUAACCUUGAGCGCAUUAAUCACAGCGUCCCGCAGAGAGACAGUUUCUUCAAUGUACCCCUGGCCAGCGUGGAACCCUGGUACCGGGCACUGGAACUCUUCGUCGGACUCAUCCACCGGGAAGCAGUACAGUUUAAAACUGUCCCCGGAAAUAUACUUACCUUCAGCAAUGUCCGCAUGCUUCAUGGGCGCUCCGGCUACACGGAUACCGUCGCCAAUACGAGACACAUCGUCGGAGCGUUUCUUGAUUGGGACGAAAUCUACUCGAAGUGGAGAGUUUUGAAAGCCAAGACAAAGAAAUAGGGAUGUGAGAAGAAACAGACAGAAGGGGGGGAUAAUUUUUUCAAGCAAUUUAUUCUUUAUAUUUCUUGACA
Messenger RNA from Topomyia yanbarensis, 1481 nucleotides. Its product is annotated as gamma-butyrobetaine dioxygenase-like. The record is from RefSeq and is a predicted model, not a curated record. Gene Ontology annotation, biological process: carnitine biosynthetic process. Gene Ontology annotation, molecular function: oxidoreductase activity. Gene Ontology annotation, cellular component: mitochondrion. Bases 1 to 1410 code for a protein of 469 amino acids. The transcript has 3 exons. NCBI's taxonomy places the organism in Eukaryota, Metazoa, Arthropoda, Insecta, Diptera, Culicidae.